AUGCGUGUCUCGACAAUCGCGUCCCUCUCGACCCUCCUGGCCGGCAACGUCCUUGCGCAAGGCCCGGUCACUGGUAAACUUGGUAACGCUACUGUCGUCACCAACAACCCUGUCGGCAAGGAGAUCAGAGCCACUCUCCCCGAGCAGGCAUUUUGGAAGACUGGUAGCCUCGAUGGCAACGUCAAGGGAUCCAUCUCCGUCAAAUCGAGUCCCAAUGGUGUUGGCGUUGAGUACACUGUCAAGUUCUCUAACCUCCCCAAAGAGGGCGGCCCUUUCACGUACCACAUCCAUGACAAAGUAGUUCCCGCGGACGGCAACUGUACCGCGACCGCAGCCCACCUUGACCCUUUCGUUCGCGGCGAAGACCCCGUCUGCGACAGUAAACUUCCCGAGACCUGCCAGGUUGGUGACCUCAGCGGCAAGUAUGGAAAGAUUACUUCGGACCCGUUCGAGGCAAAAUAUCACGACGAAUUCAGCUCUCUCAAUGUCGGCGUGAACAACUCCAUCCCCGACCGUAGCUUCGUCAUCCACUUCUCGAACAAGACGAGAAUCUCCUGCGCCAACUUCGCUGGAUCUGGCUACGGCAACAGCACUCCAACCUACGCCACGACUGGGGGGAUUAAGCCGACCACUCAGCCAUCCUCGCAGCCCUCGUCAUCCCCGAUCACUGCCGGUGCGGUUACUCUCGGUUCCGGAGUCCUAAUCCAGAGCUUCUUCGCUGUCGGCGUUGCGGCCGCCUUUCUGGUCUAA
Molecule: messenger RNA, 750 nt
Organism: Neoarthrinium moseri
Lineage: Eukaryota; Fungi; Ascomycota; Sordariomycetes; Amphisphaeriales; Apiosporaceae
Exons: 3
Coding region: 1-750 (249 amino acids)
Biological process (GO): superoxide metabolic process
Molecular function (GO): metal ion binding
Source: RefSeq, a predicted model, not a curated record